Messenger RNA from Vitis riparia (riverbank grape), 1471 nucleotides. RefSeq lists its product as uncharacterized. The coding region runs from base 606 to 1289 and encodes 227 amino acids. NCBI's taxonomy places the organism in Eukaryota, Viridiplantae, Streptophyta, Magnoliopsida, Vitales, Vitaceae. The transcript has 5 exons. The record is from RefSeq and is a predicted model, not a curated record.
CUCUUGAAAAGCUAAACCAGUUGCUGCAUGCAAAGCAUAUGGCACCUUUGCUUGUCCCCACCUCCUCUGUUCACCAGCUACAAAUGAAGAAUUCCCUUCCAGGUUUCUGACUUCAAUAAGCAGCCUAUGUAUCUAUUCUCCUUUGAAGAAUCUGGGAAUAGAACCAAUCAGUGACUGCAGAAUCAGAAAUAUGGAGAGUUUGAUUAAGCAAAAGAGGUAACUCAAUUAGUACAUGUUUGCCAGUCUUUCUCUCUAAAAUUUUGAUUAAGUUUGGUGAUCUCUGUAGCUUAUCUAAUAAUGUUGUAACUGGAAUGCUGAAUUCAAUGCUGAAUUGUAACCAAAAGGGGUCUGGUUUGAUGGGCUUUGCUUGAAAUAAUUAGAGGAAUGCAAUAUGUAUAUAUGGGAACCUUAUUGGUUUCAUUUUACCCUGCUUUGUCUUCCUGUUAACUGACUUCUUAGUUAGAGUGAGUUUUUCGGGUUCAGGCCAACAUAGCAAGGAAGCAUCACACAGCAUUAGAGAAAGACCAAGAGGAGGUACUCAUGUAUUUUGCUGUUGGUGAUGAAAUAAGGUGCAGAACUGGUUCUGGAGGCAGUUUUCUCCACAAAUGAGUAAGGAUUAUGACUCCGACGAUGAAGAGUUUGCAACUGCAGUUGCUGCUGCUGCAUUUGCCAUCUACACCCUGGAAGAACCUAACUUGCAAUAUCAGAAAAGAACAAGGGAUGGCCUUGAAACCUCUAUGUCCAGGCUCAAAAGCAGAAAAGAAGACACCACUGGACUCUUUGGCAAGGAAACACAAACCCCAGGUGAAGCAUCCAUCAGAAGACAAAUGACAAACAAUGGGAAUUCACUGGAGAGCGCUUUUCCAUCUAGCAGACCAAGUAAGGCAUCUCCAGUAAGAUCUGUAUCUGCUGCACCCAGAGACCAAAGGCAACAGGGGUAUUCAACAAGCAACAGGAGUGUAGAAACCAAAGCAGAUGCUUGGGAGAAAGCCCAGAUAACAAAGAUUAAAAAGCGAAAUGAUAAUAUAAGUUCAAGCAUUCUUGCUUGGGAGAAUGAGAAGAAAAUGAGAGCCAAACUUAUCAUGGAAAGGAAAAAGAGUGAGCUGGAGCAGAGAAAAGCUCUGAAUCUUCAACAUUACCAAAUCAAGAUAGAGAGGAUUGAUCAAAUUGCUGGAGGAGCAAGGGCACAGCUACAGGAGAAGAGAAGAAAUGAGGAGUCUGAGGUGAAACACAAGGCAGAGAUGAUCAGAAAGACAGGGAAGGUUCCUGUUAGGUGUUUCUGCUUCUGAGUGUCACUAACAAUAAAGCUCACUAGAACUUGUAAAUGAACAAUGCUAUUGUCCUCCUUUCUGCAACCAAAACCAUUAUCAUAACAAGGAAAAACUGUAUUACAUUCUACAUUUCCAGGAAACUAACACAUCUAUGUAUCUGUCCCUUUCAUUCAAAUAUGUCAAAAAAAUAAUUAUAAAAA